AUGCCCCAGACGACGAUCACGAUCCCGUCGAACUUCUUCCAGUCCUACCCCAUCUACAUCGUGCGCAUCGACGCGCGCAUGAACCGCCUCGACGGCAAGAUGGGCCAGUUCGCCGCGCGCGCCAUCGCCGCGAACAAGACGCUCACGUACCUGGACCUGCGCUACAACAACAUCGACGACGACGGCGGCGUCGCUCUGGCCAAAGCGUUGAAGAAGAACGAGUCGCUGACGCUCGGCUGCGAACUGGACACGCUCGACGUGUCGGCCAACAGUUUAGGCGAGACGGGCGGCCUCACGAUCGCGCGCGCGAUGGAGCUCAACGUCACCCUGACGGACGUGGACAUGAGCCGCAACGAGCUCAACGAGGAGGUCGGCUCCGCC
Messenger RNA from Aureococcus anophagefferens, 381 nucleotides. RefSeq lists its product as hypothetical. The record is from RefSeq and is a predicted model, not a curated record. Lineage: Eukaryota; Pelagophyceae; Pelagomonadales; Pelagomonadaceae. The annotation marks the transcript as partial. Gene Ontology annotation, molecular function: protein binding. The transcript is spliced from 2 exons.